GUCUUUAUAGAGGAUAAAGAAGACACUCGAGAAGUUCCGAUUACUCCAUGGUGACUAUCAACAAUAUGGCGCCUGUAUUUUGUGCGGAUUAAACAUUCAUCGAUGAUUUACACGAAGUAGAAAUAAGGUUUGAAAAUGGAGAUCAGUCGCCUUUUGAGUGAUCCCUUAGAGGAAGAGGAACCAAUAAGUAAACAACUAACCAUACUCAUUGAACGUCGCAAAACAGAGGAAAAACGGAAGGCGCUAGGACACUGGGACUUGUUGAGAAGGUCCGUCAAGAAAACAGUAGAAGCUGUAAAGGAUUCAGACUUGAAGAACAAAGUUGUUUCACAUGGAAUUCAUCAUUUGCGAAAACUCAAUCAUGACCACUCAAUUAAAUCUGUUGCUUUUAUGAAAGACCGAAAGGAGUACAUGACAACAGAUGGCGGGAAUGUAAGCAUUUUUCAUGAAGAUGGGAGGAAAAAGGCAACAUUUACUCCAGAGGAAACUAUGGACACCAUCAUCUAUUGUUCACAUUCCAAUCAAUUUGUUGGAUACACAAAAGGGGAUGACGAACUUUUUCUGAUGAACACAGAGUUUGAAAUUAUUUCUCAAGCAAGAAACCCUUGCAAAAUAAACUUGGCAAAGUACAACCACAACACCAUGGAGUUUAUAACAUUUGGUCCAGGUUAUUUUGUGUGCUGGGCAUUCCGAUAUGGGGCAAGGCAUCUGAUACCCAGAAAGAUGAACAAAAUCAUAUUCACAGCUGACAAUGCCUUCUCCCAUCUUGUUUUGGAGGAAACAGCGAGUCGUCAGCAGCGCUGUUAUCUAUCACAUGGCAAAGAUGUCGCAGUUUACAAUGUUUUUAUGGGAAAUCAGCUGACUAUGAAGAAAGACCUUCAUGAACGCAUAAUUACAGGAUUGACAUUUUUCAAUCCUUUGAAAUACUUGAUCACUGGUGCUAAGGAUGGAUCCAUCAAAGUUUGGGACAAUGACUGGUAUCUUAAAAUGGUGUUUGUUGGACACACAAGAGCCAUUUCAGUGUUGUCUGUGUACCCAGACGGUCCUGCCAUUGUCUCUGCCAGCCAUGAUUCUACUGUCAGGGUCUGGAACUUGGAUUCUUGUGAUGAGGUGGACAGAGCCAAACUAGAUGCCCCAGCUGUUGGAAUGGCCACUGAGUUGAACUAUUUUGUGUUUUUCACAUACUCUGGGAAGACCGUGGACCUCUGGAGAAUUCAGCACCUGUUCAGUAUACACACUUCGAUUGGACAAAGAGUGGUCGCAAUCAAACAGACGAGUCACCCCAACCACCAAAUCCGCUCCCUGGUGGUCAGUCGUGACAGCAGUGUGCGUCUGAUCACUCCUCCCAAUGGGGAGGUUCUAUCAACCCUUCUUCUCGAUCCGGCCAAAGGAAUCGUGGACGCAGCAUAUGCCAUCAACGAGGAAAAGUUGUUUGUGGUUUUAAACAAUGGAGAUAUUUUGAAGUGCUCAACAAAGACUAAUCCAAUGUCAAUUGAAAAAACUUGGAAAAUUCAAAACCCAAGGGAGGCUUGUAACUAUCUUCUGGUGUAUGAAUAUGUCCCUGACUUCAAAUCUGAUGCCUGGGCUGCAUUCAAACGAGGGCUAGCUACCAACACGAUAGGAAGUGGUGGCUCGCAGACCAGCAGAGCAAAGACCAUUCUCUUGGGAGGAAGAAAAGAUGGCCAUAUCUGUGUCUUUGAUUGGGAAGAUGGGAGAGUCAUUUUCAGCAUUGAUGCUCAUGGAGUAAAGGGAGUGCUCAGUAUGAAAGCAAACUCCAAACAAGAUCAACUCAUCUCUGCUGGCAAAGAUAACAUCAUCAAAGUAUGGCGGUUGUACCCUUUUGCUGAGGAGGCCCUGGCCCCGCUGAUGUCGUUUUAUUGUGCACACACACCAGUCCACAUGACCAUGCUGAAGACCAAUCUCUGCGUAGCAUUCCAGGACCAUGCUACUGCAACUUAUAACAUCGUAAUCUAUAAUCUCAAAGACAGAAUGUUUGGGGGAGAAAUGAACAGCAAACAAAGUUUAGAAAUUCACUCUAAUCGCUAUGACCACCAGCCAGAUGAUGACCACACAGAUACUAUCACUGGCUUAACAAGUUGCCAGAGGAUGAAGUUGUACGCCUCCUCAAGUCUUGAUGGAACGAUCCGAAUCUGGGAUGAAACUAAUAAUUUAAUCAGACUGCUGAAAUUGAAGACGAUGCCUUAUAGUGUGGGAUUCUGCAGUGAGAGAGGGGAUCUACUAGUCGGGAUCAGUCACCAUUUGUAUAAAAUCCCAUAUACAGCUUAUCUACCUAAAGCCUACAUUUUCAAGAUGGUAUCAAUGAGAUUUGCAGACCCCAAACCGGAGACUCCUUUCCCUGUAGAUGAGAACCAGAUUAAAAAACUCUCCAAAAGGGAAUACACCCGCCUCAAAAAAUCUCAUUCCUCCUUCAAAUACAACCAUUUUGAGGACAUUCUGACAAAAGAGGAGGAAGAAGAGGUACAUAGGGAGCAGAAGAUAAAAGAGGAAGCCUUCUCCAAACUAAGAGCGAGAGAAGAGGAGCUGGUACAGAUCAAGGAGAGUCAGAUCAAAGCAAGGAGGACUGAAGAGAUGGAGAGAAAGAAGAAGAAAAAGAAGGAAGUCAAAAUUAAUAGCGAAGCUUUUAUCAACUACUUCAAGAUGUAUUACGACAAGGAUCGUCCACAGCUUCCUCCUGAAAACCCCUAUGCUUUGGAAGAUUUCUUAAGUCGAGGUGAAGUGGAUGAGGAGGAGAAUCCCUUCAAGCCUGAGCGAGAACCCACUGGUUUCUUCCCUCCAAUAAACAAGGCCUCCAGACCUGCCACCGCUGCAGAGGAACCACUCAUGCCCGCCUACCAGAGCGCCACCACUAGUGGCUUUGUGCCCAACUCUGUCCUUGUCAAAAUUCUUUGGCCUCCUCCCCCUCCACAACCAGAGAAGUCGCAAGAAUCCUGGCGGCCACCAUCUCUGUCUGAUGGUCAACUGGAAGAAAUUGAAAAAGAAAAGCGUAAAUGGUCCAAAACUAUAGGUAACCAGGAACCAAGUGAAGGCGAAAAAGAGAUCACAGUAGAUGACCUAGUUCCGGAGGAUGACCAGGAUCGUACCCUUAUGAUCGAUGAUUGGGAGGACGAAAAGUCUGCCCCACAGAGCCCCAUACCAUCCAGUGGGACAAGAACACCAGUUUACACUCCACCCAGGAAAGAGGUCACAUUCAGUCGACAGCCCACGGUCCAUGUCCUGGAGACCCCGCCCAAAACCCCCUCCCCUCCAGCAUCCACCAGACAGAGCUCGCUAAUGUCACGGUUCAACGAUAUGAUGACAAAGAAGGAGGAAGAAAAGGAUGACGAUGAAUCAACAGUUACCAUGACACCUCGGUCACCUAUUGAGAAGGAGCCACCAGUGACCCCGAAAUCCUCUCUAUCAGACAAACCCCCCAGUGAACCCAAACCACCCUCACUACCCCCUCCAAAGAGGGAGGUUAAGCCCCUCAAACCUCUGGUCAAGUAUACGAAACCCUCUGCCCCUGUGGAUCCCCUUCCCCCAAAACCUCGACCCGUGGCCCCACAGCGAGAGCCAACACCACCACGCCCGGAAACGCCACUUCCUGGAUUUGUCACUCAGUUCAAGGGAGCAGAGUGGUUCGAGAAGUUCUUUCCAGAUGCUAGCGAAGCAAAUAUUCCUAAGCCCUGGACUGCAGAUAAUUUCAUGAUGACCUUGAACAGACUUCUGCGCAUCGCAGAAUAUAUGCACAAGAUCGCAGUCACUGAUGCCAUGGCCAUGUUGUAUACCCAGGAGGACAUAGGAGAUGGAACAGUUCACUCCGUUGCUAAAAACCUGAUCGCGGUGCUAAACCUCCACAAAGAGCCACCCACAUGCAUGGUGGAAGAGCAAAAGAACUUUAUCAUUUCAGCUCUGAGGGCCAUGAGCAAGUUUGGAAUCAAGGAUAAGGAGUUUGUUUCAGAGCUGAUGGUGCAGUUUCUGGAUGGCGACAAGGAAGUGAGGAUGACAGUGAUUGACCUCUUAUCUUCCAUUGGACUGCAAGAUCCACAGAAGUUUUUCUCCAAGGAGCUGGAUUCCUGGGAUAUCUGGAAUGUGGAGGAGGAAGACAGAAAAGGUGAUCUGAGGAAGAUGUGUCAGCAGUGGCUGGAUAGGUGGAUGACGUCAUACAAACUCCAUCUAACUGAUACUAUUGAGAGAAUGACUAAAGGCCAAAAUAUUCAGGGGAGGAUGAGAGGUGGAGGGAAGAGCCGGGGAACUCCCCCUCCAUCAAACCGGAGCAUUCUGAAGAAACCUUCAAUAGGAGGAGGGGACACAAUCUUAGAAGAUCAAGAAACAGUCACCACAAUUCCCGAUGAACGAACCUCCAGAAGUCGAAGCAUAACAGUUACAUUUGAUAAGCCCCCCGAUCCAGCCCUCAUUGACAGUGCCACCUAUGUCGAUGCAAUCAAUUACUUCUGUGACAUGAUGAUGGAAAAAGCACUAGAAUCGCUCAAGCGUGGUGGUGGAAGGAAGCCUCCAGGAUCUAAAGAAAAUGUCGUACAAGCAAAGAACACUGUUCUUGUGUUGCCAAAACUUCCACACAAACCUGCCCUGGUUCGGUUGGGUGAAACCCACACAAGCACCUGUCGGCCUCAGAGAGAAACUAAUCUCCAUGUUGAUUACCGUUACCCAGCAACAACAGGUCGAGGAAACCAACCCAUUCCAGGAGACAUCACUCACUUUACUCCUAGCAUAAACCUGCCCAUGAAAACCUUGUACAUGAACCCAUUCCCAAGUGCUAUUGAUGCUUUAUUGCCAAAUUACCAAGAACCUAUUCUAAUAACCCUCAAAUCCUCCCAGAAAUACUUCAUUCACAAUCAGUCCUACCUCCCAUCUGACCAUGCUGUUGCACCAGCACAUUGAGGGGUAACCAUGGCAACCAGUUUUGUGCUGAUAAACACGACUUUCACAUGCAUGAUUGUAUAUACAUACUUAGUUAAACAGAGGAUACUGAUGCAAACAAUAUUUGUUUUUAUAAUAAUUGUAUAUAUUUAUUAUGUUUUAUAUUAUAAAGUGUUUGUAUAAAUGAUUUAAUUUGCACUGUUGCUGUUUGUGACAUUUCGGAAACAUUCUCUGAAUUUUCUUUAUGAUUACUGUUUAUGUUGUGUUCAUAUUUUGUGUGUGAAUUAUAGUGAUAUAAACUGCGAUAUCAAGUGAGAAUGUGUCAUUUUUUUGCAUAAAAAGUUUAUAAAAAGCACAUAUAUCUGUGAUAUUGAGUAGUUAAUUCUGCACACAAGAGAGAGAGAGAGAGAGAGAGAGAUGUUGAAAAAAAAUGUUACACUUUUUGAGAAACAUUUUACUUGUUUCCUUAUAAAAAUGAAAAAAACAAUUUCAUGUAUCUUAUGUUAUAUUUUCUGAAAAAUAAAUUCAUUACUGAACUGCA
Messenger RNA from Magallana angulata, 5419 nucleotides. Its product is annotated as WD repeat-containing protein 97-like. The transcript has 30 exons. NCBI's taxonomy places the organism in Eukaryota, Metazoa, Mollusca, Bivalvia, Ostreida, Ostreidae. The coding region runs from base 136 to 4899 and encodes 1587 amino acids. Gene Ontology annotation, molecular function: protein binding. The record is from RefSeq and is a predicted model, not a curated record.